CAUUCGAAUACCUAGCCAAUACUCACUUUAAGAAGCUCAAACACUCACGAAAUAGAAAACAUGAUAAGACGUAAAUUAAUAAUGAAAAUAAAAAAAUACAGUAUUAUAUUCGUUGCGAUCCUCCUGGUUGUGCUAUGGGCCAAUUAUGUGAAUCGCGACAGUGACUAUGAUGAUACCGUUGGACCGUUUCCUCAUGCCAAGGAUCAGGCAUCAGCAUCAGCUAGAUUAAACACCCUAUCACGCUCGGAGAGGCUGUACGAGCUGGCCAAGCAGCAGCACUUGCAGAAUAGGGAGUACUACAAGUUGAAGAUGGAGAAGGCCCUAACAUCCACCACCAAAGCCCCGAUACGCAGAUCCGACACCACACGCAGUGUUGAUGAUUUCAUGCUGUACAGAAAGCCAAAGAGGACAGCCAAGCCCGCGAAUCGGUACUUUGUGUACAGCCGAAAGUGCAAGAUUCCCUAUGCGGAUCCCUUCUCCAGAGAAGCUCUGGCCGUCUAUACUCCAUCCACACUGAGAAGCUGCACCAAUGAGUCGGAUCUGAUGUCGCUGAGCUACGAUCUCAAACUACAGAAAUACAAAAUCCAUGUGAAUACCGAGGUGCUGGUCGGAUUGGCUCCGAACAUCACUGAGCUGACUUGCAGCUAUCAGGAGGUGAUCCGCGGUCAAAAUGCAACCGGAGCGUUCUUUAGUGUACUUCUGCCACCCGUCGAAAUCACACAGUCCAUGGCGCUGGAUAAGAAUAUGAGUGGAAUUAUAGCCGAGUGCCAUGAUGGAAGGAACGCGUCCAGAAUCAUUCAGAGGGAUGCCUUCCCGCUCGUGCAAGUGAUCAACAAGGAACCUCGGACUGAGUCGCAACCAUCGGAUAGGCAGCCCAGCGUCAUCAUGCUGGGCCUGGACACCAUGUCGCGUAUGAACUUUAGGCGCACAAUGCCAAGGACGGCCGAAUAUGUGCGACAGUUGGGCUGGUUCGAGCUGGAGGGCUACAACAAAGUGGCGGACAAUACGUUUCCAAAUCUGUGUGUUGUUAUGGCCGGUGGCAGGCCGAAGGAUCUAGAAAAAGUCUGUGGUGUGUCAAGCCAUGGCCGCAUUGAUUCGUGUCCCUGGAUAUGGAAGGAUUUCAAGACAGCAGGCUACUCGACGGCUUACGGCGAAGAUAUAGUGCGGUACGGCGUCUUCACAGGACCCGAUGUCGGCUUUGGUCAAGUGCCAACAGACUUUUAUCUGCGCCCUCUCCUGACAGGCCUCACCCAGGCGAUGCGCACCUUCCGGAGGUUCGGCUACGACUAUUGUAUGGGCAGACGAAUAACCAUUUCGUAUCUGUACGAUUUUUGCAUGCAGUUCGCCCAACGAUUCAUCGAGGAGUUGGAUCAGCCAGCCUUUGGUUUCUUCUGGAGCUGCACCUUCACGCACGACUAUCAUUACGGAGCUUCCAGCUUGGAUGGCUUGUUCUUAGACUACCUAAAGAUGCUCGAGACGCACCAGGUCUUUGAGAAAUCCAUCGUGAUACUGCUCAGCGAUCAUGGGGAGCGAUACGGUGAUCUCACUGAACUGUCGGACGGUUUCCUGGAGGAGCGUUUGCCCAUGCUGCACAUCUAUUUGCCCCCCUGGUUCCGCAAAGCAUAUCCUAGUUAUGCCCGGACGCUCCAUCUGAAUCGCAACCGUCUCUCGUCUCCGUACGAUCUCCACAAUACGCUGCGGCACAUUCUCCAGCUGAAUGCAACCAAACCUGAGCAGCUUCCUCCGCUGACGAGUUGUCCCACCAGUCAGUCGCUUCUGCACGCCCUGCCGGAAGACCGCAGCUGCCAGGAGGCCUGCAUCGGGGAUCACUGGUGUCCGUGCAACGAAUUCAUUUCCGUAAAGCUCAACGGAGAGGCGUACAACCUGGUCAAACUGACGCUGUAUUAUAUCAAUCGUUGGAUGAUACUCCACCAUUUCAACAGACAUUGCGAACGCCUGUUGCUCGCGGAUCUGGACUAUGCCGAGCGGAAGCUGCUGGCUCUGGAUAACGACAAGGAGACCCUGUACGGUAGCAUCAUAAUCUAUCGUGUGCGCUUUCACACCAAUCCCCCGGAGGGUCGCUUCGAGGCCACGGUGCGCUACCACACGGAACGCGAGAUUUUGAUUGACUUCGAUAUAGAAGAUGUCAGUCGGCUGAACAGAUAUCACAACGAUUCGCUCUGCAUCAAGGAUAAAAUUGCCAAGAAGUUCUGCUUCUGCCUGACAGAUGGAAACCUCGAUCCCGACUGGCAGAGAAUGAUAAUUAAUUUUGAGGAAAACACUACAACAAGUUCUGUUAGUAGCACAACGGAACGAAUCAAUGUUCCAACUAAAUAUAUGUGACAAUUGCCAGAGCUGGAGCUGGAGUUUAGUUUAAA
Drosophila obscura is the source of this 2378-nucleotide messenger RNA. RefSeq lists its product as uncharacterized. The record is from RefSeq and is a predicted model, not a curated record. The transcript is spliced from 2 exons. Lineage: Eukaryota; Metazoa; Arthropoda; Insecta; Diptera; Drosophilidae. The coding region runs from base 61 to 2343 and encodes 760 amino acids.